CAGAAUCAUAUGAACCAUACAAACAAACACACCCCAAACUAACCCAUGAAGCACAGCCCAAACAAACACAUGAACAACUAAACUCAUUUCAGCCUGAAACAAACUUUCAAACAUUUGAUCCGAACAACAUGACAGAAUGGGAUUAUUUGGAAGAACGUGAAGCUUUAAAGAAUUUUGAUUUUAGUCAACAUGACCAAUUCCCUCAAUAUUAUGGAAGAUUAGUUAACGAUAAUACGAUGGAUCCUGCUUAUUACAUCAACAUGUUUAAAAAUUCCAAAGCCUCUGGCAGUUCUAGCACAAAUCCUAAAAUGUAUACGACUCCAUAUGAUAGUAAACAAUUUUUAUCUGAUAAAAUUAUUAAGGAUUUUUCACGUUCGAGGUAUAUUGGGACUUCAUAGAGCGGAAAGACAUGAUGUCAGAAGUUAAAGUUCCGAUCAGGGCUGUACGCUAUUGCGGAUUUGUAGAUUGCCUGGUUUUUUGGACUUGCAAGUAUAUACAUAUAAGACGUAAUCUCCCAGCUAUAUUCUGCAAACUCCCCUGAUAUCUCGUUCGAUCCCUUGAGGUCCCUAAUCCUCAAUAUCUAUGCAAAUCACUUAUCUCAUUUGAAAUUACCAUUAUUCCGUCAACUCCCUUUAUAUUCCAAGGUUACCCCCUACAUACCCAGAUUGCUUAUUGCUG
Messenger RNA from Meloidogyne enterolobii, 678 nucleotides. Lineage: Eukaryota; Metazoa; Nematoda; Chromadorea; Rhabditida; Meloidogynidae. The record is from the annotation of a GenBank genome assembly.